UUUUUACCUUAAGUAACCUAUCUUAUGCAACCAUACCAAACAUAACUUAUCAUACUAAUUUGAGUGUCGCGGAUUUACAUAUAGUAUAUUACGUAUAGUCUAUGAGACCACCCUGGUUGUUUAUUUAGCAUGUGACAAAUACAUUUGAUUUGAUUUGUAUGAGGAAAUGAGUAUGUAUGUUCCCUCUCCUAAGAAGACCAAUGUUGUAUUAUUGCCAGGUUUUAUCAAUAUUGAUACAGUACAAAUCAAUAUUCCAACCGUGCCUGUUUCCCAGUAAGAGGACAAUAAUAUGACACCUGACUUCCCUAUUCAGGUGCCAAAAUGGUGAACUGCUGUGGAUUGGUAACUGUCAAGAAUGAACCAGUACCUCUGAAGAGUAUUGCUGUGGAGGUGAGUGUCCAGGGGCAUGUAGCCACUGUGAGCUCCACUCUGCAGUAUGAGAACCAGGAGGAGAGUCCUCUGGAGGCCAUCUUUGUUUUCCCUCUACCAGGAGAGGCUGCUGUCUGCAAGUUCAGCGCCAAGAUAGGACAGACUGAGGUGGUGGCUGAGGUUCAGGAGAAACAGAAGGCGCGGGAGCAGUAUGAUGAUUUGUUGAGCUCGGGCCAGCAGGCCUUCCUAUUGGAGGAGAGUGAUGAGAGCCCGGAUGUGUUCAAGCUGAGUGUUGGUAGUCUGCCUCCAGGGGAGAAGGCCUCUGUCAGCCUGGACUAUGUGACAGAGCUGGCUGUACAGGCUGACGAUGGCCUGAGGCUCUGCCUUCCAGCUGUGCUCAACCCCCGCUAUCAACCCCAGGGGUCAGACAGUGGUAGUAGUGGCAGUGCCUUGGUUUCCUCGGUGCCCACUGGUCCUGUGCCCUACAGUCUGUCCCUCAGUGCCCGAGUGUCGUCCCUUCAUCCCAUCUGUAGAGUAGAGUCCAACUGUCCCCUGGACCCGCUCAACUACCUCAACACAGAGAAAACCCAAGCCACGGUCAGUCUGGCUGCAGGUCAUCAGUUUGACCGGGACGUUGAGUUGUUGUUGUAUUACCAAGACACCCAUCAGCCUACUGCUACAGUAGAGGCAGCACAGGCUUCUGCCAAGCCAGGCUCUCUGAUGGGCGACCCAGUGGUCAUGCUGAGCCUGUACCCAGAGUUCCCCAACGAUGUGAUGUCAUCGAUGACCUCACUCGGGGAAUUCCUUUUUGUUGUGGAUCGCUCUGGCAGCAUGUCAUGCCAAAUGCACAAUGGGGCUGUGGCUCAGGACCGCAUUGGCAGUGCCAGGGAUACUCUGCUGCUCUUGCUAAAAAGCCUGCCAAUGGGCUGCUACUUCAACAUCAUCGGUUUUGGGUCCAGAUAUGAGUCCUUCUUUCCGAAGGGUGCACGGCAGUCCUUCUUGUGGGCUCUAGAAAGAGGCCCGAGUUCCCGACUUGGAAUAACCAUUCAGUUUUUUCCCCAGAGUUCCCAGUUGUCUUGAACGCGGCAGAAGUCAUGCUGGAUUGACCGCAUGGCCAAUGUAUUAAAAUUUUACCAAUUGGAUAUCACACAAAAUUGGAAGCCAACUGCACCAAUGUGUCAGUGGAAACCCUGUUGAACUGACGACUGCAGUCAGCUCGCAGGCGCCCGGCACGAGGAGUCGCUAGAGCACAAGGAGACAAGGAAAUCCCGGCCGGCCAAACCCUCCCCUAAUCCGGACGACAUGGAGUCAAUUGUUCAAUCCGUCCCAUGGGUCUCCCGGUCACGGCCGGUUGUGACACAGCCUGGGGUCGAACCUGAGGCUGCAGUUGCGCAGUUGAAUUUGCAAUUUCCAACUUGUUGUGUAAUGUGUGUCCAAUGUGCACCGAUAUGUUUUAUCUAUAAUUUCUCAUAUGACAAAGUGUCGUGAUGAUGCUAUCAGUAAUAUGAUGACAUGCUAUUUAUCAAAUAAUUAACUGUAAUUAUUACUUGAUUUUAAAUUAAUAAAGUAACAAUU
Messenger RNA from Oncorhynchus gorbuscha (pink salmon), 1944 nucleotides. RefSeq names its product von Willebrand factor A domain-containing protein 5A-like. The record is from RefSeq and is a predicted model, not a curated record. NCBI's taxonomy places the organism in Eukaryota, Metazoa, Chordata, Actinopteri, Salmoniformes, Salmonidae. Bases 322 to 1449 code for a protein of 375 amino acids. The transcript is spliced from 8 exons.